UUUUACCAAUCACUGGAGAGUUAAUUAGGUAUUCUUGCUUGCUUACCAAGAUAAGAUUCACUAUAAAGGAAUAUUAUGGUAUAAAAUUUGCUCGCAAAUAAACUUACUAUAGCAAUGCAAAUUUACUUUUUCUAAAAAAUAAAGCCAAUGGGGAGCACCUAAAAUUCCUUCAAUUGCCACAAUUUUGGAGUAUAGUAAUCCUUUAAUUAAUUUCCACAAGCAAGGCUACCUAAUUAAAGUGGUGAUUUUACCGGACAAACUAUGAUGGGUAGGUUCGGAACUUUCAAAAUUUGAAUAUAAUAUCUGAACAAAUCGAUAGUUCUAUUUAUUGGGCUUAUUAUACGUUUCAAAAUUUUCUCAACUGAAUGAGAAUAAUCAUAAUCAUCUCAACCCAUCUCUCUACGCAAAAUAAUUUUUUUUAAAAAAUAAAUAAAUAAAUAAAUAAAAUUCCUCCUUUAUGCAAGAUUUUUUUUUAAAAAAAAAAAAACAUGCUUCAUUCGUUCCUUCCACUUGUAUAAUCCAAAUCUACAGUAUUGUUAAAUUAAUUAGGGUGCAAAACUUAGAAUAAAGAGUCUAGUUUGGCAUGAUGUUGGCCGAUUAAUUAAAAUGCAACCCCAAACAGUAUAUAAUAUAAUCCAAAUUAAAACUUUCCCACUCUUGUGAUCAUAAAGUCAUUACCUCAUAUGCAGCAUCGAAGGUGGCCUCGUAAGUUACAACUCUGGUAACCGUAAACAAACCAACAUCGCACGAGGACUCCAACAGCCUAUAAUCCCUCCCUCUCUCUCUCUUUCUCUCUCAUCCUAAUCAAACUCAAAAAUCCACAGAAAAAAAAAAAAAAUAAUCAACAACAACAAACGCAAACUCAGAAACUCAAAUCUCUCUCUCUCUCUCUAGAGCUCGCGCUCUUCAUAAUAAUCAUAAUCAUAGUUGCUACAUUCAUGGCCUCUUCCAAGGACUGGUUUCACCUCCCUCCCUUCAUCGCCACCUCCUUCUCCCUCUUCUUCCUCCUCCUCCUCUUCUUCCUCAUCGUCAAUGGCCGUAGACCCCAGUUGACCUCUCUCCUCUUCAACCCCACCCCUUCCAAGAACCACACCUCCUCUGCUUCUAAUACUUACCAAGCAUCUGGUUCUGGUUCUGGUUCUGGUUCUGGUUCAAGCAAGAAGAGAGGCGUUGAAGGGUGCAAUCUCUUUGAUGGGAGAUGGGUCUACGACGAGUCCAGCCCCAGUUACCCCGCCGGAUCGUGCCCGUUCGUCGACAGCGGAUUCAACUGCUUCCGCAACGGACGGCGCGAUCUCAACUACACCAAGCUGCGGUGGCAGCCCACGCAUUGCACCGCGCCGAGGCUAGAAGGGAAGAAAAUGCUGGAAAUGUUGAGGGGGAAAAGGAUGGUAUUCGUCGGGGAUUCGCUGAACCGCAACAUGUGGGAAUCACUGCUCUGCAUGUUGAGGCACUCCUUGCAGGACAAAGAUCGCGUGUUCGAGGCCUCCGGGAAGCAGGACUUCAAAGCCAGGAGUUCCUAUUCUUUUCGAUUCAUCGAUUAUAACUGUUCGGUCGAGUUCUCCUGGUCGCCGUUCCUUGUGCAACCAUGGGAUUCUAAAGGAAAAGUGAAGGAGACUCUCCGACUCGAUAUGAUCGAUCGCGCAUCGACAAGGUAUAAAGAUGCUGAUGUGAUAAUAUUCAACUCGGGGCACUGGUGGACACAUGAGAAGACCUCUAAAGGAAUCAACUACUAUCAGGAAGGUGAUUAUGUGCACCCUCGACUGAGUUCAGGGGAUGCCUAUCGCAAGGCUAUGACCACAUGGGCCAAAUGGGUCGACGAGCACAUCGACCCGCUCCGCACGCGGGUCUUCUUCCGCGGAUACGCCUGGAGUCACUUCAGUGGCGGGCAGUGGAAUUCUGGAGGAAACUGUGAUGGGGAGACGGUCCCGAUCACCGACGACAAGCACCUAGCCAAGAGGUACCUAGUCUUAAUAUCCAUUCUUGAGUCUGUGCUCGCGGAGAUGAGGACACCCGUCCUCUACCUCAACGUGACAAGGAUGACGGACUACAGGAAAGAUGGGCACCCGUCAGUGUAUCGGGUGCCUGCAGGACGGAGGAGCCCGGAAACCAUCCAGGACUGCAGCCACUGGUGCCUACCUGGAGUCCCCGACGCAUGGAAUGAGCUCCUCUAUGCAAUGCUAUUGCAAGGAUUGAGAUAGACGAGGCUAACAUGCGCGCCCAAAUGAUCGCAGAAACGAGAGCUAGGUGUUAGAGAAAAGUGUACAUAUGCUGAUUCUUUGGCGAAAGCAUAGACAAGAUUUUUCUACUAGAUUUUGGGAGGAUAAA
Messenger RNA from Ananas comosus (pineapple), 2325 nucleotides. Its product is annotated as protein trichome birefringence-like. Gene Ontology annotation, molecular function: O-acetyltransferase activity. Gene Ontology annotation, cellular component: Golgi apparatus. The coding region runs from base 939 to 2198 and encodes 419 amino acids. The record is from RefSeq and is a predicted model, not a curated record. NCBI's taxonomy places the organism in Eukaryota, Viridiplantae, Streptophyta, Magnoliopsida, Poales, Bromeliaceae. The transcript has 5 exons.